Molecule: messenger RNA, 5361 nt
Organism: Cherax quadricarinatus
Lineage: Eukaryota; Metazoa; Arthropoda; Malacostraca; Decapoda; Parastacidae
Product: neuropeptide Y receptor type 6-like
Biological process (GO): G protein-coupled receptor signaling pathway
Cellular component (GO): plasma membrane; neuron projection
Molecular function (GO): neuropeptide binding; neuropeptide Y receptor activity
Source: RefSeq, a predicted model, not a curated record
UCCCCUCCUCUCUUUUUUCCCUCCCUCCCCGAGGCCACACCUCUUCCAACCCUCGCCCCUCCAACACCUCCAACGACCCCUCCAACGCUAGACAUCCUUACAAUGCCUUACUGAGGAGUUAGAACUUAUUAUGGAACGUUCUCCAGUGGAGGUGUUGCGUAUUGUUGCAUAUGGCUCCCUUUUUCUACGGGGUGUUGUUCCGGAGAACACUUGCGUAAAUCUUCGAGGGAGACACAGUGAGUGGUAGUUACUUCGUCUGGUGAAAAUCUUGCGAAAACUUUUGUUUAUCGAGGACAGUCGGAAUCCCUAUUGAGAAAGUUUAAAAACUCGCAUUUAGAAAAAAGGACCAGGAUACUGGAACUGACGAAGUGCUUUCGUUCAGUAAGAGAAAUAUGGAUACUGCUGGCGUGAGAAAUAUCUUGAGAAACAGUUAAGUGAGAGAAGCUGACUGAUAAGAGAUAUUUGAAAGUUCUUGUUUUAAGUUCGCUGUUCAUGACCAGACAGAAUUUGUAGUUCCUCGGACAAUAGUGAACUUGUGCUGUGUUCAGGAGUUCAGAGGGGCAGGUGUUGUUGUUUGAAAGCUGUUAUCGGUGUCGCCGCGGCCGGUGACACCGCAGCUACCCCUGUUGCAUCCCAACUACCACAUCUACCACAACUACCACCAUCGCCACCACAGCUUCCACCAUUUUCCACCUCAACUACUGUCACUUCCCACGAUAACUGCUACCAUCAUCUACCACUGUUGCUCUACAACAGCCACCACCACAACUACCACCAUCACCACCGCAACUACCACCAAACUACCACCGUCAAAUCAUCGACACGCAUCAGACACAUAAAACAAUGAUUCAACAAGUGCAUACUGAUGAGGGACUGGUUUAAUCUCGAUCCACUGACUACUUAAACCAGUGUGUUGGUCCCACUGCCUGUCCAUUCCUACAGACGAGAUUCAGGUGACGAAUAAGUGAAAGUUUCUCCUUACCUCAGCUGGUCCCCUGCCCAACCCAGCUGGCCUUCCUGCCCGACCCAGCUGGUCCCCUGCCCGACCCAGCCCACUUCUUCCUCGUCUGGUGUGCGGUAUAGGAAAGGAUUUGUGGAUUAUUCAGACGUGACGGCUGGAAAUUGAACUGAUAAUUCACCGGAUCGUGUAACAUUUUUAUUUUAGCCCUUGUCUAAUAAAAAAAAGACGACUUUUUUUUACUGUGGUCUUGCGAUAUCAAGAAAUAUAAAGCGUCCGUGAUGAAUUAGAUUAGAACUUUUUUCAGGCAGAGUCGAGACAAUCUCUCUGGUGACAUCUGCGUUGUCGAGGUGAUUCUCUCCGUGAGGUGUCAGUGACAGGAAAGUCGUAGGUGGCUUAGCUUUUAUGUGCAUCUAAUUAAUUUUCUCGUUUGAAAAAUGACAAAUUCAAUGUGAUGCAAAAAAUGCAUUGUUGCUCUUUUACGGCAUAAAAUCUGACAACUCUAAGACGAUAGGGAAAACAACAUUUUUAAGUGUACUGUGGAUGAGAACUGAGAAGAUGAAAAUUAUGUGAAGACGCUGAUAUCAUUAUUAUUUUGAUGUGAAUAGAUAAUCGAUAAACUUGUUUGGGUUAUUCAGCGCAAGUAGUCGUUGAGAAUCUAGUCUCCGUUUAAUUACUACGAGGCAGAAACGAAGCUCUCUCUCAGUCAGGUAUUUGUGAGACUAGAGGAAUAUUAAAUAUUGUUUGUUCUCAGUCUCCGUCGUGGUAUGCCAUGCUCAGCUGAGUGCCUCUCUCUUGCAUGUGCCACACUUACCAUACCCAUUUACUCAUGUUGGAGGAAUCGAGUGAGGGUUCAACGGGAGGAGUGGUGGAGGAGCAAGAUGGUGGAGAUACGUUUGAGGGGGUAAGUGGCGUUCAGGUCUCCUGCAGUGACUCCGGAGGCUGUGGCGGAAGAUUCUCCCCUCAGGAGGACCUAACUCCUCAGUUCAUUUCAUGGGAGAAGCUGGGAAAGCUUCUUCUAGAUCCCGGCUUUGCUAAUGCUACAAACGGCUCCCGCCAUCCUCUGUUUAACUUCUCUAUCAACGAAGCCUACGACAUCAUCUCUGACACCCAGGCUGGCUACCUGGACGUGGUGACACAGGUCGUUUUCAUCGUCUGCUACAUCAGCCUCAUCUUGUUCGGGGUCGGGGGUAAUAUGAUGGUUGGCUGGGUCAUCUGGCGCAAGAGAACCAUGCGAACGCCCAGGAAUUUGUACAUCAUAAAUCUAACAAUGUCGGACCUGAGCAUGUGCUUGAUCUGCAUGCCCAUCACACUCGUGGGUCUCCUCCACAAGAACUGGGGAAUGGGGAGCCUUGUCUGUAAGCUUGUUCCUGUGCUACAAGGGGCGAACAUCAUGGUGUCUACAUCGACGGUCGUAGCCAUAGCGGUGGAUCGCUACGCCACCAUUGUCAAAGUAGGGAGAUCAAUGGGGAGUAAGUUAAACGUAGCUGCUUCUAUAUGCGCCAUCUGGGCUUCAUCUGUACUCUUCGCACUGCCACUGUAUUUCUACUAUAUUGUUAAACAAGUAAAGCUCCACAACAUCCUGCUGUACGCCCGCUGCGUCGACCAGUGGCCCUCAAGAAGUGUGAAGAACGUGUGGAUCAUCGCGCUGCUGCUGACGCAGUACGGCAUCCCCAUGGUGGUGCUGAGUGUGGUGCAUGCUCGCAUCAAGCGUUACCUGGGCCAGCAUAUGAUGGGACAGUAUGAUGCCAGGAGAGCGCAGAAAGAAAUCGAGAGAAAUCGCAAGACUACCAUUUUGCUCUCUACUAUUGCCGUGGCCUUUGGCGUCUGCUGGUUGCCCUGGAAUAUCGUCAACUUGCUGGCAGACUUCGGAUACGAAGGUUUCAGAGAUCCGACUCAUCUGUAUACUGUUUUUGGUGCCUGCCAUAUGAUCGCCAUGAGCUCAGCCUGCAUCAACCCCGUCCUCUACGGUUGGCUCAAUACUAACCUCCGUCGGGAACUGUUCGAGUUCCUGCCACCAAUCUUCGCCAAGAUGGGUUGGAUUCUUCCCGAGUCUUUCAGGAGGAGAGGCGAAGACUCGCCUACGAGACAACCUGAGAGCGUAACACUGCUGGUGUUCCAAGCCAAUCAGACCAACACCAUUCAGACGGUGGCUCACCCGCCUCAGACAACCACGACUACCACAAUCCUUAAGGAUGACACCUAGCAAGGUGAGUGCCUAGCCCUCCAGCCGUCUUUUUUCGUUUACUCUAUCCCAAUGAUUUAUCUCAAUUUUCCAUAUUGGUUGACAUUUUGAUCACAUGUGUGACUCAUAUGAUGUAUACACCCUUCUCCAUGCUGCAUUUACUAUACUUACUCUACUAAACCUUAAGGUAAAAGAAGACUAAAAACAGGAGAUUAAAAAAAUUAUAUCAUAACUGACAUCGAAAAUGCAGUCGAACACGACACUGUGACAAACAGAAUUCACUGAUUCUGAUGAAUAAAACACAUGUACAACAUCUAGGCAUCUUUAAUGGAGAAACUUUUUGCCUGCAUAGUAGACUUUAUCAAUCUAAUAAUCCUAAUCUGUUGGGUAAUUACCAUAAAACUACCCUUUUCAAAAGCGUUAUGUGUAGGCGAGUUUGUCAGUCGAAGUUUGUCAGUCAUAGGGAGACAGUACUUCGAAGUUUUUCACUACCGUUUAUUCUUAGUUUUGUCUUAAUGUAAGUCAAACGCAGCAAGACGGUACCGUAGAUUUUUUCAAAUAUGCUAGUGUAAGAGUAAGUCAAACUUGGCAAGACGAUACCGUAGACUUUCUCCAAACCACCACUUGGGUAAGUGAAAGAAUCACAUGACAUUUAGUAGAAUAUGCUUUCUAAAAUUCACUACGAAAACUUUCUCUGGUUCUGAUAUACUACAUCAUCCUUGGCCGCCUACAUGCUAGGGGACGCUAGGACCAAUUCAGUGCAGUAUGCGACCAACUUGCUAGGAGGCGUCAGGCACAAUUCACUACCCGAGGCGACCAAAAUGCAAGGGGAUGCCAGGAACUAUCCACCACCCUAGGCGACAUAGGAGAGAGUGCAAUGGACAAAUGAAAUAGCAGCAGCAACACACACAGCAAGAGGCAUUCUUGAGCUUCCCUAACGCUCGGGAUUAAUGCCCAAAGCUGAGGUGUGGCUCCAAAAGGAUCCUGUAGUUCUUGCUGCCUUUGCACCUCCUGACAUCGUCUGCUGCUAUGUAGCUGCCACACCCUUCGAGCCCAGUGUGGGCGGGUUUUGUGGCAUCCCAAGGUGCCUAGCUUUUCCCUCCGAGCCCCGUAGGCGCGGGGAAUUGGGCUAAGCCUGGGGACAGCUAGUCCCAGAAGAAGAGGAGGUACUUUUAUCUCCCCCCAUGGCAGACAUUGGUCUGAGACAUUCCCGCGAAAGGGAGCCAAAGCCACGCCACCACUUGAAAAAGGCCCAGGCCGGGCUAAUAUACAGGCGAAUCUACUACCUCCCUACCUACCCUAGGCGACUAGCCUGCUGGGAGAUACCAGGAGCAAUUCAUUACAUUACGUGACCAACCUGUUAGGAGACGCCAGAUACAAUUCACUAUCCUAGGCGACCAAGUCUCGCUGUUGUUCAACGGUGCUAAUAUUUACCUCCACGGCAGCAUUCACAUAUUGUGCAGUGAAGUUCGUUUUUAUAUUAGGGAGGAGGGCCUGAGAAUUAAUAUUUCCGUUUAUUUAACAAUACGAGGAUGUGAGAGCUCUGGGCUGAGGAGACUGCUCUGGUGGGCCAGGGUGGGGAGCGCUAGGCUGGGGUGGGCCAGGCUGAGAUUGGCCAGGCUGGGGUGGGCCAGGUUAGCUGUAUGAAGCUUCUCUAUAUUUAGGGGUUAAUUCAAAUUCUUGAAAACAACUGAGAGAUUAAUCACAAAAUUUUGUGGUUUGUAAAUGCAUCCAUAACCACCACAAUUACUACCAACGCAAGCGCCACCUACACAACCACCACCAAAAACGCAGGCAUCACCUACACAACCACCACUACCAGCGCAGGCAACAACUACACAGCCAUCACCACCAACGCAAACGCCACCUUCACAACCAUCAACACCAACGCAGGCCCCACCUACACCACCAUCAACACCAACGCAGGCACCACCUACACCACCACCAACACCAACGCAGGCACCACCUACACCACCAUCAACACCAACGCAGGCACCACCUACACCACCAUCAACACCAACGCAGGCACCACCUACACCACCAUCAACACCAACGCAGGCACCACCCACGUAACACACUCGGUCACAAAGGGGUCUUGGUCCCCAUUAAAGCUUCCAGCUUAUAUCUGGCAGCGGUGAUAAAUACUUCAGCUCUCUCCUCCUCUUCUUUCCUCCUCCUCCUCCUGAUUCUGUUCACCUUUCUCCUUCUUCUUCCUCUU